Phalacrocorax carbo (great cormorant) is the source of this 684-nucleotide messenger RNA. The record is from RefSeq and is a predicted model, not a curated record. Lineage: Eukaryota; Metazoa; Chordata; Aves; Suliformes; Phalacrocoracidae.
GCUGAGCGAGGCCGCUUAGGGACGAGUGCGGAGCGAUGGCGCGCACGAAGCAGACGGCGCGUAAGUCGACGGGCGGGAAGGCGCCCCGCAAGCAGCUGGCCACCAAGGCGGCCCGCAAGAGCGCGCCGGCCACGGGCGGCGUGAAGAAGCCGCACCGGUACCGGCCCGGCACGGUGGCGCUGCGCGAGAUCCGGCGCUACCAGAAGUCGACGGAGCUGCUCAUCCGCAAGCUGCCCUUCCAGCGGCUGGUGCGCGAGAUCGCGCAGGACUUCAAGACCGACCUGCGCUUCCAGAGCUCGGCCGUCAUGGCGCUGCAGGAGGCGAGCGAGGCCUACCUGGUCGGGCUCUUCGAGGACACCAACCUCUGCGCCAUCCACGCCAAGCGCGUCACCAUCAUGCCCAAGGACAUCCAGCUGGCCCGGCGCAUCCGCGGCGAGCGCGCCUGAGCCUCCUCCCGCAGCCCUUCCCGGCUCCCGGCAGGCACCCAGGGCAGCCCACACAGACCCAAAGGCUCUUUUAAGAGCCACUCCAUGCGCAAUGAAAAGAGCUGAAGCGCUCUGCCUUUAAACAGCCACGACUUGAAAAUAACGUGGUCCUUUCAGCUUUUUUUUUUUUCCCCUACAAUGUAGCAUUUCAUUUUACAGACUGACCUGCACUUCUCAGAGCACAAUAAAAGGAGCUGUU